UCAGCUGAUUUCAAUUGGUCAGUUCAAACAUAAACAUAGAAUCUCUUAACUGAAUCAAACAAACAAAUAGACAGACACCAUUGUUAGAGGCACAUUAGAUAAAAAUUGAACUUUAAGCUAUUCCGGGGUUAUCACCAAUUCCUCGAAUUAUUUUUUUUUUUUCGUAGAUAAAACGCAUUUGCUCAACAAUGUUGCACAUAAUCGAUCGUGUCGGUAACAAUAUAACGUAACAUUUUAUUUUCGGAAAACUUGCUUAGACUGUGAAUAGGAAUUAAUAGGAAUCGAUUAGGAUGGGUUUCGUUUCGCUAAUAAUCACUUUAUUGGAUCCGUUCGGAAUUAUACGGAAAAUGGUUUUUCGACCGGUAACAAGUGUUGUUUCCACUGCCUUUGAUCAUUAUCGCACAAAGACAUCAGACCAAAUUUCAUCAGUCAAAGAAAUUGCUGUAAAGGCAUCAAUAGUGGCAGUAUCAUCUGCAAUUGUCAUUUGGGCAGCAGUUUUUAUGUACAUUGCAUUUUACUACACAUUCAUUCCUGCUGUCGCACACACCCGGCCUGUGUAUAUGCAAUUCGAAUCGUGCACAACGAACAAUGAAAGAGGUCCGUGUUCCUUUCCACACGCUCAUGUCUCUCUAACAAAACGCCAACAACUACUGAUGGUGGGUCAGCCAUACCGAGUGUAUUUAUCUAUCGAUAUGCCUGAAUCGCCCCAAAAUCAAGACCUCGGCAUGUUCAUGGUAUGUGCCGAAAUGCGAGACCAGCUAACACAAUUACGAGACCAUUCUUGUCGAGCGGCGAUGUUACACUACAAAUCCAAACUGAUCCGAACUAUUACAACACUGAUUAUGAGUCCGUUGUAUGUGACGGGAUUAAAGGAGGAAGCACAGCAGGUGUUUAUCGAGCUGUUUACAAACUACGAGGACGACCAGAGUCAUCCGGUCACCGACGUCUUUAUUGAACUACAAUCAAGGGAAUUGCAAUACUACUCCAUGACGUUGCAUAUAACAGCACACUUCUCCGGCCUGAGAUAUAUAAUGUUUCAUUGGCCCAUGCUUUCGGCUGCAAUAGGAAUUUGCACCAAUCUGUUCUUCAUAAUGGUCGUCAGUUUACUGAGCUGGUAUCAUUGGGGCGAUUAUAUGUGGAUUGAGGACGCUAAAGAGAUUUUCCGGAACACAGUCAACCGAAAGAGAAGAAAUCGAGGAGAUUAUUCAACGUCAAUUGAUGAAUCCAAUAAGAUACUGGACGAUGACGAUAUUAUCAGUCUGGCGGAUGAUCAAUCGGCAUUUAGCAAUCGAUCGGGUGAUAGUCCAGUCGAUAAUAAGUUUGGUAAUUUGAAUUCGAGUUCAAAGUGUUAGAAACGAAUUUUGUACGAAAUGAAGUUUUUUCUAAAAUAGUUUUUAUAUAAUUGUUGCUUAGUAAGGCACUUAAAAUUAUGUUCUUCACGCACGCAUUUCAUUGAACAACCAUAUAAAAGACAUGAUCUCGUCAUUGUAUAGUUACCCUAAUUUUCAUUGUGAUAAAUGUAAUAGUUUUGCUCUAAUAAAAAUCGGAAUUUUA
This is a messenger RNA of Bradysia coprophila, 1554 nucleotides long. RefSeq names its product lipid droplet biogenesis associated protein seipin (gene Seipin). Gene Ontology annotation, biological process: lipid droplet organization; lipid storage. NCBI's taxonomy places the organism in Eukaryota, Metazoa, Arthropoda, Insecta, Diptera, Sciaridae. Gene Ontology annotation, cellular component: endoplasmic reticulum membrane. The record is from RefSeq and is a predicted model, not a curated record.